Molecule: messenger RNA, 3941 nt
Organism: Cryptomeria japonica (Japanese cedar)
Lineage: Eukaryota; Viridiplantae; Streptophyta; Pinopsida; Cupressales; Cupressaceae
Product: pentatricopeptide repeat-containing protein At4g02750-like
Exons: 2
Coding region: 695-3274 (859 amino acids)
Biological process (GO): RNA modification
Molecular function (GO): protein binding; RNA binding
Source: RefSeq, a predicted model, not a curated record
ACACAUUGAAUUCUUAUUUUCUCUGGUUUUACUUCUGCUGUUCUACUUUAUACUAGCCUACAUCUCUGUGUUUAAUACCAAGCUCACUGCCAAGAUUGUUGCGACAGAAAUUGUUAUGAUUGAUGCACAUUAGUUCCAUCAUUUCAAACACAGACAAUGUUCUUGAGUGGAUUAUUGGUAACUUUUAGUGAAAGCAGUCUAUUUGCACUAUAACAAGGUUCCUGGUGUCAGACUCGUAGUAGUAAGGAGGAAUCAGGGUUUACCCAGUUUCCGAAUAAGUAAUGUUUGGAGAGCUUGAGCAUCCUAUUGACUCGAUGAGAUCAAGAUGUAUAUAACGCUACAUUACCCAGAUACUGUUGAGCUAUUUGUUAGUCCGUUUCAAUAUAUGCUGAGGGUACAUAACAUCGAACUUUAUAGCUCUGCAAGCUGGAAUUGGAGAAAUAAUUAUGGGAUAGAAGAAAUACCCGUUUAAGAAAUGGAAAGCUGCUUAGCCGGCACGAAAUGUGAGGGAUAAAAAUCAAUCCAUUUCUUGGAUAUGCCGAGGAGAGUAUCUCUUGAUUGUUCUGUUCUCUUAUCUUUGUUAUUUUACUUGAGCUUUCUGGAAUAAUUCUACUGUAUUGUGCCAAUUUUAGGGCUAUUACUGAAUUACACGAUGUGAUCAUUCAUAGCCCACCUCAUUUUUAGAGCACUGUGUAUGCAGAACCCUUUCAAGGAUGCUAUACACGUCGUGUUUACUUCACAUAAUGCUACAAAUCUUCAAUUAUUGCAGUCCUGCAUCGCCAAGAAUACUAUAGGAAAGCUAUUCUACUUUAAUAUCAAUAACAGGGGAUUUACAGAUUUCACAAACACUCUUUUUCAGAAUACACUUAUCAACAUGUAUGGCAAAUGCGGAAAUUUGAUGGAUGCUCGCAAAGUUUUUGACCACAUGAUUGGACGAGAUAGCUUCUCAUGGAAUACCGUAAUUGCAGCAUACCAGAGGCAUGGCUUUCCUCAGGAGGCAUUGACAUUGUUUAGCCAAAUGCAAGGAACGGUUAUCCAAUGCGAUCAGUUCACUUUUGGCAGCAUCCUCGCAGCCUGUGCCAAAAUGGGAGCUUUAGAACAGGGAACAGAGAUACAUAAAGCAAUAAUUGAAAGUGGGCUUUUGUUAGAUGUUAUAGUUGGGACUGCAUUGACAGACAUGUAUGUAAAAUGUGGAAGUAUGAUGAAGGCACGCGAGUUGUUUGAUAAAAUGCCUCACCGGAAUGUGGCGUCAUGGAAUGCAAUGAUUUCUGGAUAUGCACAAAAUGGUGUUCUUGAUGAAGCUGUAAGGCUUUUCAAAGAAAUGCCUCAACAAAAUGUUAUCUCUUGGAAUACCAUGAUUGCAGGAUAUGCACAAAAUGGUUUUCUUGUGGAGGCUUUAAGGCUUUUCAAAGAAAUGCCUCAACGAAAUGUGGUUUCAUGGAUUGCAAUCAUAGCGGGAUAUGCUAAAAAUGGGUUUUUAGAAAUGGCUUUGGAUGUUUUUAAGCAAAUGCAAUCGGUAAAUGUAAAACCCAACCCAGCAACCUUUGCCAUUGUCCUUCCAGUGUGCGCCAAGAUGGGAGCUUUAAAACAGGGUAUGGAGAUCCAUCAAAAAAUUAUUGAAAGCAGUUUCUUUUCCAAUGUUAUAAUCAAGACUGCCCUAAUGGACAUGUAUGCAAAAUGUGGAAGUAUCAAGAAGUCACGCAAACUAUUUGACAAAAUAAAUCAUCCAAAUGUGAUCUCCUGGACUGGAAUAAUUGCAGGAUAUGCACAAAAUGGGUUUCUUGACGAGGCUCUAAGGCUUUUUAUAGAGAUGCCUCAAAGAGAUGUGGUUGCAUGGAAUGCAAUUAUUGCUGGAUAUGCACAAAAUGGGCUUGUUGAAGAAGCUUUGCAGAAAUAUGAAAAAAUGCAAAUGGCGGAUGUAAAUCCAAAUGCAGCCACCUUUGCCAGCCUCCUCCCAGCGUGUGUGGAAAUAGGAGCUUUAGAACAGGGAAUGGAGAUCCAUCAAAGGAUAAUCAAAACUGGAUUUUCAUUGGAUAUUGUAGUUGUGACAACCCUUAUAGACAUGUAUGCAAAAUGUGGAAGCAUACAGAAGGCACAUGAACUAUUUGACAAAAUGCCUCAACGAAGUUUGGUUUCAUGGAAUGCGAUGAUUGCUGGAUACACACAAAAUGGUUUACUUGACAAAGCUUUAAGGACCUUUAAAGAUAUGCCUCAACGAAAUGUGCUCUCAUGGAAUUUGAUGAUUGUAGGGUAUGCACAAAAUGGUUUUCUUGAGGAGGCUAUAACGCUUUUCAAAGGAAUGCCUCAAAAAGAUGUGGUUUCAUGGAGUGCAAUCAUUUCUGGACAUGCACAGAAUGGGUUUGUUCUAGAGGCCUUAGAGAUUUUUAAGGAAUCGCAACAGGCAGGUGUAGAGCCAAACUCAGCGAUCUUUGCCAGCAUCCUUCCAGCUUGCACCAAACUUGGAGCUUUGGAACACUGUAAGGAGGUCCAUUUAAAAAUAAUCGAACAUGGAUUUUUGUCAGAUGUUGUAGUUGUAAAUGCGCUGAUAGACAUGUAUGCAAAAUGUGGAAACAUACGGAAGGCGCGUGGGCUGUUUGACAAAACACAUCAACCGAAUGUGGUGUCAUGGACUGUGAUGGUUGCAGGAUAUGCAAUGCAUGGCUAUAGCACACAUGCUCUCAAACUCUUUGAAUUAAUGAAACAGUCUGGAACCAAUCCUGAUCAUAUAAGCUUUAUUAGUGUUUUAUUUGCAUGCAGCCAUGCAGGUCUAGUGGAUGAGGGUUGUAAAUACUUCAAAUGCAUGAGUGAUUCUUAUUGCAUUAUGCCUGCAAUGGAUCAUUAUGCAUGCAUAGUUGAUCUUUUGGGCCGAGCUAACUACCUUGAGGAAUCGCUGAACUUUAUCAUCAAAAUGCCAAUUAAACCUGAUGUAGUUGUGUGGAUGUGUUUGCUUGGCUCCUGUAGGUCACAUAAAAGUAUAGAGCUAGGAAAAUUUACGGCUGCACUCCUUUCUGAGUUUGAUCCUCGAAAUGCUACACCUCAUGUUCUUCUAUCUAACAUUAAUGCAGAAUUGGGAAGGUGGGGCGAGGUCCAAAAGAUAAGAGAAAUGGUGAAACAUAGAGGAAUUAAAAAGAUACCCGGAUGUAGUUGGAUUGAAGUCCAAAACAUGGUGCAUACUUUCUGUGUAGGAGACACAUCACAACCGCACGCACAGGAGACAUAUUCAAAUUUGGGGGAAUUGUCUUGGGAGACGAAGGCAACAGGAUAUUCUGGAUAGAAGACGUAUUGAACGAUGAGGAGAAGGAAUUAUUCCUCUCACACCAUGGUCAGAAGUGUGUAAUUGCAUUUGAGUUGUUUGAGUCAUCCCAUAGAACAACCAUUUGGUUUGCCAAGGACUUUCCAUUAUGUGUGGACUGCCACACUGCGACCAAGUUAUCACCAAUAUUGUUGCAACUUGCGAGAGACAUUGUGAGAGAUGAAAAAUGGUUCCAUCAUUCCAAACAUAGGAGAUUUUCUUGCAGAGAUUAUUGGUGAUACUACGGGAUUUCACAAUAACAAGGUGCAUGGCGUCAGACUUGCAAUCAAGAAAAGAAAUGCUUUUUCCAGAAAUCUUCAUUUGUAAAUGUUUGGAGAGCCAGACCACGCAGUUGUUGAAAACACAGUGCAUGAUACGCAUCACUUCCUGGGAAGCCUGUGCAGCUAUGGAGGGCAAAUCUGGAGGAGCAGAAGAAUGAGAAUAUGCAAAAUCAGAAAAAUGCUCCAAGGAAAUGAGGUGCUGCUUGAGCCGGCAAGAAACGUUACUAGGAGAGCAUCUCGUGAUGGUUUUUUGCUACUAGCUUGUUUCAUUUAUAAUGGCUUUUUGUGUAGUUUAAUUCUCCCAUCUCGUGUCUAUGUCACGCAUACCAUUUUAGCCUGAAUAAUACGUUCAAUUCAGGGACAAACAA